Haemorhous mexicanus (house finch) is the source of this 1913-nucleotide messenger RNA. RefSeq names its product F-box protein 9 (gene FBXO9). The record is from RefSeq and is a predicted model, not a curated record. Lineage: Eukaryota; Metazoa; Chordata; Aves; Passeriformes; Fringillidae. The coding region runs from base 140 to 1447 and encodes 435 amino acids. Gene Ontology annotation, molecular function: protein binding. Gene Ontology annotation, cellular component: SCF ubiquitin ligase complex. Gene Ontology annotation, biological process: SCF-dependent proteasomal ubiquitin-dependent protein catabolic process. The transcript is spliced from 13 exons.
CCGCAGGGACUCCCGCUGCGUGGUGCGCUUCUCUGACCGAGAACUCUGCUAAGUGCCCCUCGCGGGCAGGGAGGACACACGGACCAACCGGGGGAGCAGAGCCCCCGGGACGGGACAGCGCCGCCCGAGCGUCGGCAGCAUGGCAGAAGCUGAAGAUGAUUGUCACGCUGAUUUGGUAAGAACCGAUGACAGUGAAAGAUCUGGUGAAGCAAAUCUUCAGGCAGAGCUCCAGAUGUUCAGAGCUCAGUGGAUGUUUGAGCUUGCCCCAGGUGUGAGUUCUAGUGGGUUGGAACCUCUGCCAUGCAGGGCGUCGUCAAGAGAACCUGGACUAAAGUCUGUCGAUGCCAGGGGAAAACAGGAGAUAGCAAAAGAGGAAAAGGCAAAAGAACUUUUCCUGAAGGCAGUGGAAGAAGAACAAAAUGGGGCCCUUUAUGAAGCCAUCAAGUUUUAUCGUCUAGCCAUGCAGCUUGUACCUGAUAUAGAGUUUAAGAUCACCUAUACACGGUCUGCAGACGGUGAUGGAGUUGGAAAGAGGUGCGUUGAGGAUAGCAAAGAGGAUGACAAAAUGGCAGAUCUCCUGACGGAUUUCCAGCAGCAGUUAACUCUUCAGGAAUCUUCAGUCAAACUUUGUCAGCCUGAAGUUUAUGUCAGCCAGACACACAUCUCAGCGUUGCCUAUGGAAGUACUAAUGUACAUUUUCCGAUGGGUGGUUUCAAGUGACUUGGAUCUGAGAUCAUUGGAGCAAUUAUCUCUUGUUUGUCGAGGAUUUUACAUUUGUGCCAGAGAUCCUGAAAUCUGGCAUCAAGUCUGUUUGAAAAUAUGGGGCAGGAGCUGCAAUAAACUUGUUCCAUAUGCGUCUUGGAGGGACAUGUUUUUGGAAAGGCCUCGCGUUCGAUUUGAUGGUGUAUAUGUCAGCAAGACAAAAUACAUACGUCAAGGAGAACAGUCUCUUGAUGGUUUCUAUAGAGCAUGGCACCAAGUGGAAUAUUACAGGUAUUUGAGAUUCUUUCCAGAUGGUCAAGUUAUGAUGCUGACAACUCCUGAAGAUCCUCAAUCUAUAGUUCCUCGCUUACGGACUAAAAACACAAGAACGGAUGCAAUCUUGCUUGGCCAUUAUCGCCUUUCCCAGGAAACAGACAAUCAAACCAAAGUAUUUGCUGUAAUAAUGAAGAAAAAGGAAGAGAAACCAGUUGAUUACCACAAAUACAGGUAUUUCCGCCGAGUUCCUGCUCAAGAAACGGAUCACAGUUUCCAUGUAGGACUACAGUUGUGCUCCAGUGGGCGCCAGAGGUUCAACAAACUUGUGUGGAUACAUCAUUCUUGUCACAUCACUUGCAGAUCGACUGGUGAGACAGCUGUUACUACUUUCGACAUUGACAAAAUGUACACCCCUUUGUUCUUUGCACGAGUGAAGAGUUUUACUGCAUAUUCAGAAAAGCCGCUCUAAGAAACACCUUCUCCUCUCACAACUUUUGCAUGAGUAAAAGGUUGUAGCUAAUAAGCACUUAAGUUAUAAAUGUGUAUAUAUUUGGAGCAUUUUAAAUUUCUGGGAAAUGUCUUGAAGGCAGUAUGUUCUAUUUGAUUGUGAAUUGCUGGGAUUUUGUUUUGAGAUUUUGUUUUGAUUUUUGUUUUGAGAAGUUUAUGAGUGUUAAACACCUUUUAUCUGUGCUAAGAAUUUGAUAAACAAAGUUUUGUUGUGUUGGGUUUUUUUAAAAAAAUAUUUUUAAAUCAGUUUGCUUAAAAUGUCUCUUCAUCUGCCUAGACACCAGUUCGUUCAAAAGGAAUCAAAAGGAAAUCUCACUGUCCAUGGGACAGUGUGUAUGGUCUCUCCUGAAGACUUGAAAUGUGAAAAGGGAGAAAGUUGUCAUCUGUGACUUAAAAGAACUUCAAAUAAAUGUUUUCUUUAAAUUAAA